Molecule: messenger RNA, 2610 nt
Organism: Rhineura floridana
Lineage: Eukaryota; Metazoa; Chordata; Lepidosauria; Squamata; Rhineuridae
Gene: IWS1
Product: interacts with SUPT6H, CTD assembly factor 1
Exons: 14
Coding region: 158-2338 (726 amino acids)
Biological process (GO): poly(A)+ mRNA export from nucleus
Cellular component (GO): nucleus
Source: RefSeq, a predicted model, not a curated record
AAGGUCAUGGAUACUGUUGCUUCCGGCUUAGAAACUGGAAGGUGAUUUUCCCCCUUCCCCCACCGCGUCCCGGUUUCUGCGUUCCUCCGGUACUCGCUGACAAAAUCGGAGCCCCGCCCCCUCCGCUAGUUGCCCGGUAGUAGUGGGAGGCGGGGCUAUGGAGACGGAGUAUUACGGUGGGGAACAGUCAGAUGAUGGUGGAGCAACACCAGUACAGGAUGAAAGAGAUUCAGGAUCGGACAUGGAAGAUAACGGAAAUGAACAGCACUCUGGAUCAGAGAAUGGAAGCAUAGGACAACAUUCAGAGAAUGAACUUAGUGAUGGAGAAGAUGACAUACAAACUAGAGAACAUCCCAUGACAGACUCUGAAAAUGAAGAUUCUCCAAGGCAAAAACAUAGUGAUUCUGAAAAUGAGGAUGCCUCAAAUCAUAACGCUAGUGACUCAGAAAAUGAAGGGGCUCAUAGAGGUAAAGACAGCGAUUCUGAUAAUGAGGAUCACCCAGUUCACCAUGCCAGUGACUCUGAGAACGAAGAUGCUGUAAAUAAUCAGGCAAGUGAUUCUGAGGCUGAGGAGCCUUCUAAAGCUCAUGGUAGUGAUUCUGAAAAUGAGGAACCCCAAAAGCACUUGGCCAGUGAUUCUGACAAUGAGGGAUCACACAAAGAUCAUACAAGUGACCUAGAAAAUGAGGAGCCACAGAAAUGUCCAGCCAGUGACUCGGAAAAUGAAGAGCAUCAAAAAAUUCCUGACAGCGAUUCAGAGAAUGACAUGGCUCCAAAACCUCUUGCUAGUGACUCUGAAAAUGAGGAGCCAAAAAUUCAGCCCAGUGACUCUGAAACGGAAGAUAUUUCCAGAAACAAGCCAGAAGCGGAGGGGAGUGAUAGCAACAGAGAAAAUAAGACAGAGGAGGACAUGGAGAAUGGUGGUCAGCUUUCAGACAACGAACAACUAGGAAAAAGGCUUCAUGACUCUGACAGUGAGGAAGAAAGCCCUAAAAAACGGAAGCUAACAGAUAGCGAUGAAGAAGGGAAAGAAGAAGAAAAAUAUGCAAAAAGAAAAGCUACUGUUCUCUCUGAUAGCGAGGAUGAUGAAAAAACACCAGCUGCAAAAAAAGGACGUAUAAUCUCAGAUGGUGAAGAAUCUGACAGUGAUGCUGCAUUGGAGAAAUACGAGAAACAAAAGAAACCUCUAGCGUCAGAUAGCGAGGAAGAUGAUGACAAGGCUGAAGAUGGAAAAAAGAAAGAAGAGAAGGAUCUUUUUGGGAGUGAUAGUGAGUCAGGAAAUGAGCAAGAAAACCUCAUUGCAGAUAUAUUUGGAGAAUCUGGAGAUGAGGAGGAAGAGGAGUUUACAGGAUUUAACCAGGAAGAUCUGGAGGAAGAGAAAGCAGAAAGAAAAGGAGUAGUUGAUGAUUCAGACUCUGAUGACAAUAUCAAAAGAGGAAAACAUAUGGACUUCAUGUCAGAUUUUGACAUGAUGUUACAACGGAAAAAGAGCAUGAGUGGCAAACGUCGGCGCAACCGUGAUGGUGGUACAUUCAUUAGCGAUGCUGACGAUGUAGUCAGUGCUAUGAUUGUUAAGAUGAAUGAAGCAGCAGAGGAGGAUAGGCAGUUGAAUACACAGAAGAAGCCAGCACUAAAAAAGUUAACUUUGCUUCCAACUGUUGUUAUGCAUCUUAAAAAGCAAGACCUGAAGGAAACUUUCAUUGACAGUGGUGUGAUGUCUGCCAUCAAAGAGUGGCUUUCCCCAUUACCCGACCGGAGUCUUCCAGCACUGAAAAUUCGAGAUGAGCUUUUGAAGAUUUUGCAAGAGUUGCCUAGCGUGAGCCAAGAAACCUUAAAGCACAGUGGGAUUGGACGAGCAGUGAUGUAUCUCUACAAACACCCUAAGGAGUCACGACCCAACAAGGACAUGGCAGGGAAACUAAUUAAUGAGUGGUCUCGGCCUAUUUUUGGUCUAACAUCAAACUACAAGGGAAUGACCAGAGAAGAAAGAGAACAGAGGGAUCUGGAACAGAUGCCACAGCGCAGGCGAUUGAGCAGCUCUGGUGGUCAAACACCCCGCAGGGACCUGGAGAAGGUAUUAACAGGAGAGGAAAAAGCCUUGAGGCCUGGUGAUCCAGGAUUUUGUGCUCGUGCAAGAGUUCCAAUGCCCUCCAACAAGGAUUACGUGGUCAGACCAAAGUGGAACGUGGAAAUGGAAUCUUCUAGGUUCCAGGCAAGCUCCAAGAAAGGGGUCAGCCGCUUGGACAAACAGAUGCGGAAGUUCACAGACAUCAGGAAAAAAAGCAGAUCAUCCCACGCUGUGAAAAUCAGCAUUGAAGGCAAUAAAAUGCCAUUGUGACUCCAUCCAGGAUAUUCUUUGAAUUCUAUUGUAAGAAGUGCACCUAUAGACUCUUGGAAGAUGUCUACAUUUUUUAAAACAAACCGGGUUGUUUCUUUUUAAGUGUACCUUCAAAUUGUUGGUUGAGAUGGUAGUAAUACAUGUUGACUGAGGGUUACGAACCCUGGACAUUGUUCUUUAUGAUUGUAUUUAGCCCUGAUCUCUUGUGUCCUUUGUACAGAUGAAACCUUGUAUUGCUACAGACCUCAGACAUUAAAAUCUUUCUGAUGUGU